UCCAAAAUGUCUAGUGAUUACUAUUUCCAACAGUGGCAAAAAGCUAUUCAGAAGUUAGAACGAACAAUCAUUGUAGAUUUGGAUUAUCAGGAACAUAAAGCACACGACAAAGAGUUGUGUGAUGCUGUCCUUAGAAUUUCUGGAGUACUGGGGAGCUACAUGUCUUGCUACAAUGAUGCAUUGGACUGUCUACAACAUAAUCUGCAGGUCCAGAAGAUAGUGUAUAUGCAAAAGAUUAUAAAAUCCAUUGUAUCCAGGAUUUUAGAACUCAAAGAACAACUUCGUAAACUUGAUGGCAGCUAUUAUGAGUACCUUUGUGGAGAUCCAGAAGAGAAUUUUGACGAGACACCCAGUGAACCCAAAAUUGAUAAUUGGUGGGAUCAGCCUGACGAUGCUAAAGAAAUAACAAAACCAAAGGGAAUAAAUAUUACAGCAAUUUAUGAAGUUGAAGAGAAAAUAUCAGAAGAGACACUAACAAGAAAGAAAUUGUUAUCUCUCAUACAAGCACAUGAAAAGACACGACAAAUCACACAACGAAACAUACUGAGACAACAAAGACGAAUACUUUGGGAAAAAGAACUAAGUGGGACGUUAAAGCCACCAGCAAGUUUGGAGAUCAGGGAAAGAGGGGCUAAAAUUAUUCAAAAAGUGAUAAGGAAGUAUUUUGAACUGAAGCGAAUAAGAAUAAAACAUUGUAAAAUUCAAGAACUAUUAGGCAUGAACGUUUGUAGACACAUAAAUCACAACAGUUUUCAAGACAGGGAAAGGCAGCUUUAUUUGGGACGAUGUAAGCUCAUCGACGAAUUGAAUGAGAAAUGGAAAAACGACUACAUUAAUAAGAAAAAUAUUUUCUUAAAACAAAGGAAAGAUUCAGUUGCUGAUGAUUAUCGCGAUUAUAUUCGAGAUUGGUUUAAGCGAUGGUUCGAUGAAGUACAGUUUUUCCAUGUGAUACCCAAAGAGAGUCGAGGUGGACUGGUAAAUAUAAUAAAAGAAGAAUUACCGACACCGUCUGAGUGGUUAGAAUUGUACAAGACAUAUGUGGAACAAAAGAAAGCUAAAAAGAAUAAAACAGCAGCUGAGCUUAAAUAUGAGAAAAUGGAAGCUAAAAGAGAAGAGUUGAUAAUAAAAAAGGAGGAAAUAAGAAAAAAGAAGCUGGAAGCAGAGUUGUUGAAGAAAAUCAUGAAAAAUCCAAAUAUGCAUCCAGGAUACAAUUUCCCAGCUUCAAAGAAAAUUAUUCCUUUAAUAGAGUCUAUCGAAGAUUAUAAAACUCAUUGGUCAGACUGGGAUAAAUUGAAUAUUUUAGAAGUUAAAAAAGGAUUUAUAAACGAAAUAGAUAUACAAAAUAUAUAUUGUGAGGCUAAUGAAGAAAUUUUACUAUCAAUUGAUGAAGAUAUAAGAAGGGAAUAUCAGAUGCUAAUGGCAGCUUUAAAAGAAGACUAUAAAAUAAAUGAGGUAGAAAUGCCAGAAUAUAUAAAGGAAAGUUCGCAACGAGUCAAAAAGAAACGAAAACCUAAAAUAGUGCAAAAGGACGUUUUAUUUGAUAAAUUGUGUGAAUUAGCUGUGAAAGGCAUCCUCGUUGAAUAUCCUACAACAGAGAUUGAAGAUUUUUUGGGCGAUUACAACUAUGCAGGCGACAAACUAAAAUGUGACUUAAAACUAGUCCACCCGUUUGGUGGUGAAACCCGUAGUGUAUGGUGGGAGAGAUGUCGUGAAGUGAUCCAUGGGUUUAGAAGGAUUCUCCUCAUCGGACCGAGGGGGAGCGGCAAAACUGUUUUAGUUCACACAAUGGCAACUAUUAAUGUUGGCGAAGCAACAAAUUUCACUGCACUGAGGAAGCUGUUAGUGAAACGGUUAACGAGAAAGAUUCAACAAACAGACAAAAUUUCUCUUAUAGGAACGUGUGUUGUUCCUUGGUUAACCAAAAGCACACAGAUCACCAAACAUUUUCCGACUGUGGUACUUAUGCCGCCCACUGUGUAUUCAACUACGCAGCUUAUAUUAAGGAAUUGGGUUUCAAGCAACAGAAUAUUACCGCCUUCAUUGGACAUACAGAGCCUCGCACAUCAAUUGCAGGGACAUUCUGUAGGAUAUCUCAAGAGAAAGCUAGAAGCAUUCAUAACUGCGAAUCGAAGCAUCAAAAUAGCGGCCAGUGGAUUGUCCCCUGAAGAAGUCUACGAUUAUUUUUUACAAGACGACGAAGAACCAGAGGUUAGUAGCAUUGAUUUCCUGCUACCUGGGAUAUUAAGGAUGCGUAGUAGACCAGGUAGAUUAACGGGUGACCAUGAGAAGUACCACAAAUGGUACAUUGAGAAAACUCACUGGGGAAAUAUAGAAAAGAAACAUAUCGAAGACCAAAUUGAAUUCAGAAUCAACGUUGAACGUUGGGAGGAAAAAAUGGAAAAGAAAAAGAAUAAAAUAAUUAUUUGA
Pieris rapae (cabbage white) is the source of this 2427-nucleotide messenger RNA. RefSeq lists its product as uncharacterized. The coding region runs from base 7 to 2427 and encodes 806 amino acids. The record is from RefSeq and is a predicted model, not a curated record. The transcript has 18 exons. NCBI's taxonomy places the organism in Eukaryota, Metazoa, Arthropoda, Insecta, Lepidoptera, Pieridae.